Messenger RNA from Notothenia coriiceps (black rockcod), 440 nucleotides. RefSeq names its product CMP-N-acetylneuraminate-beta-galactosamide-alpha-2,3-sialyltransferase 1-like. The annotation marks the transcript as partial. Gene Ontology annotation, cellular component: membrane. The record is from RefSeq and is a predicted model, not a curated record. Gene Ontology annotation, molecular function: beta-galactoside (CMP) alpha-2,3-sialyltransferase activity. The transcript is spliced from 3 exons. Gene Ontology annotation, biological process: sialylation. NCBI's taxonomy places the organism in Eukaryota, Metazoa, Chordata, Actinopteri, Perciformes, Nototheniidae.
AUGACGAAAGCCUCACCGGAGCCCUUUUUGACACCGAAAAACAAUAUCUCAGAGGAGGACUUUAAAUGGUGGAGGGGAAUACAGACGGACAGACGUGACUUCAAUGUGUACAAAAAAACAGCGGAGAAAGUGUUUCAGAUGUUCCCUCGCAGUAUUGAUAUGCCAAAACCCAGCCCUAAUCGCUGCAGGACUUGUGCGGCUGUGGGAAAUUCUGGUAAUUUGAACGGAUCACACUACGGACCUCUAAUAGAUUUGCAUGAUACCGUCAUAAGAAUCAACGGAGGCCCAACCAAAGGCUAUGAGAGAGAUGUCGGAAACAAAACCACACAUCGGGUGAUGUAUCCAAUGACUGCUACUAAUCUGGACAACAGCACUCAUCUUGUGAUGUUCCCAUUCAAGAUACAGGAUUUAGAGUGGCUCAUCGAUGCUUUCACUGCAAG